AUGCACCAGGGGGCAUUGACAUUAGAUGUACAUGCCGUAGAUGUCGAGGAAGUGUUGGAUGUUAAUUCCUCAGAAGAAGGUGAUGAGGCAAGCGAAAAUGAUGCGUAUAUUGAUGAUAUGGAUGAGAUGCUUGAUGACAUUCAGGUUGGAGCCUCUAUGGACCAGUCUAGAGGUUUUCAAAUACCUGGUACUGAUGGUGUGACACCUGGUGGUUCUUCUACAAGCUUUCCAGAAUUGUUAGAAGAUGCACUCCAUCCACUCUAUCCAUCAUGCUUGACGUUUUCAAAGCUUUCUUUUAUCGUAAACUUGCUCCAUAUCAAGACUAUUGGUGGUUGGAGUGUUAAAUCCUUUAACAUGGUCAUCAAGCUCCUGAAAUCUGCAUUUCCUUACGCUCUUCUCCCAGACUCAUACAAUGACGCAUGCCGAUUGGAACGUGGCCUUGGCUUUAAUUACACAAAGAUAGAUGCCUGUUUGAAUGAUUGUGUUCUAUUUUGGAAGGAGCAUUCUAAUAAAGAGAAGUGCCCAAAAUGCAACACUUCGAGAUGGGUGUUAAGCAGUACUAAGCAAAAGAAAAUUCCACACAAAGUGCUGAGACAUUUCCCUUUGAUCCCAAGGUUGCAAAGACUAUUUAUGUCUAAUAAAUCUGUCGGGGUAAUGAGAUGGCAUGCUACUAAACGCGUCAACGACUCUAAUCUAAUGAGGCACCCUGCAGAUUCAAAGACAUGGAAAGAAUUUGACAUGCAGUACCCUCAUUUUGCCUUAGAUCCUCGUAAUGUGAGAAUUGGGUUAGCGAGUGAUGGUUUUAAUCCAUUUAACAAUAUAGCAAAACCCUACAGUAUAUGGCCAGUGAUACUCGUAGCAUAUAACUUGCCCCCUUGGUUAUGCAUGAAAGAUCCAUACCUCAUGCUUUCCUUGAUAAUUCCUGGCCCAAAAGCACCUGGCAACGAUAUUAACGUGUAUCUAUGCCCUUUAAUCGAAGAACUGAUAUCUCUAUGGGAAGUUGGUGUCAAUACAUAUGAUGCGUUUGCAUUACAUUCGUUUCGAUUACAUGCAGCAUUACUCUGGACCAUUAAUGACUUCCCAGUGUAUGCUAAUUUGUCUGGCUGGAACACAAAUGGAAAGAUGGCAUGUCCUACUUGUAAUGAUGCUACGGAUUCAUUGUGGUUGGUCCAUGGGAGAAAGCAUUGUUACAUAGGUCAUCGGCGGUGGUUGUUGCCAGGGCACAAGUGGAGAUCUAAUAGAGCUAAAUUUAAUGGUAGUACCGACUAUCGGCAAGCACCUAUACAUUUGUCAGGAUAG
Juglans regia (Persian walnut) is the source of this 1299-nucleotide messenger RNA. RefSeq lists its product as uncharacterized. The record is from RefSeq and is a predicted model, not a curated record. Lineage: Eukaryota; Viridiplantae; Streptophyta; Magnoliopsida; Fagales; Juglandaceae. The transcript is spliced from 2 exons. The coding region runs from base 1 to 1299 and encodes 432 amino acids.